Messenger RNA from Elaeis guineensis (African oil palm), 1889 nucleotides. RefSeq names its product galactoside 2-alpha-L-fucosyltransferase-like. Gene Ontology annotation, cellular component: Golgi apparatus; membrane. The record is from RefSeq and is a predicted model, not a curated record. NCBI's taxonomy places the organism in Eukaryota, Viridiplantae, Streptophyta, Magnoliopsida, Arecales, Arecaceae. Gene Ontology annotation, biological process: xyloglucan biosynthetic process; cell wall biogenesis. Gene Ontology annotation, molecular function: galactoside 2-alpha-L-fucosyltransferase activity.
CAUAUAUGUAUCAAAUAUUUUGGCCUGGUUAGCAUCCUUUGGGUUCUUUCAAGGCACUUGGUUAGCUGAGGAGAAAAUCGGGAUUGAUUUGAAGCGGAUUAGGAGCUCCCUGGCACCUGAGAUGGGAGGCGGUUCUAAAGCAGCUGGAAUGGAGAAGAGGGAAGGCAGCCGAAGCUUCAGCCCUGGGGUGGUCCUCAUCGCCUGCAUGACGACUCUGCCGAUCUUGGUGCUUACCUUGGGAGCUUAUCAUAGCUGGUCGCUGGAUUGGCUUCGUGGAGUUACAGUUGUGUCACUGAAAGGUUCAGAAGAUGAAUCCUUUAUCUCCUCUCCUGCACCAGAGGAUAAACUUCUUGGUGGAUUACUGGCUCCUGGUUUCGACGAAGGGUCCUGUUUAAGCCGAUACCAGUCCGCUCUGUACCGAAAAGCUUCACCCCAUCUACCCUCCCGUUAUCUCCAGGCAAGGCUAAGAAAGUAUGAAGCCCAACAUAAAAAAUGUGGCCCAGGCACCGAUCCAUACAAGAAAGCCAUAGAGCAGUUCAAGUCUAAUCACAGCACGGGGCCUAUGGAGUGCAACUAUAUUGUGUGGACGCCAUACAAUGGCCUGGGGAACAGAAUGCUAACCAUUGCUUCAGCAUUCCUCUAUGCUCUUCUCAACAACAGGAUUUUACUGAUCCAUGUACCCAAGGACUUGGAUGACCUUUUCUGCGAGCCGUUUCCUGAGACCUCAUGGGUUCUGCCGUCGGAUUUCCCCAUCAUCGAUCAAUUAAGCAGCUUCCACAUCCGUACUCCUCAAAGUUAUGCAAACAUGCUGAGAAACAAGGUGAUCAAUAAGAAUUCGAAUGGUUCACUACCUGCAUACGUGUAUCUACAUUUGAACCAUGACUACAGUGAACUAGAUAAGCUCUUCUUUUGUGAAGAUGAUCAGUUAUUUCUCAAAAAGUUCCCUUGGCUGGUGCUGAAAUCUGACAACUACUUCAUUCCAGCUCUAUUUCUGGUCCCAGAGUAUGAAGAAGAACUGCGCCGGCUCUUUCCUUCAAGGGAGACAGUUUUCCAUCAUCUGGGAAGGUAUCUUUUCCACCCCACCAACACAGUGUGGGGAAUGAUAACUAGGUAUUAUGAAGCUUAUCUAGGCAAGGCUGAAGAGAAGAUGGGCAUUCAGAUAAGAAUUUUCCAGUUUGCACCCAUUUCUUCAGAGAAUUUGUUAGAUCAGAUCCUUAACUGUUCUCGAAUUGAAAAUUUGUUACCCGAGAUUAGUCUUAAAGGAUCAUCAUCAUCAACUACCAAGGCAGUGAGGUCAAAAUCUGUUCUUGUGGCUUCCUUGUACUCUGGAUACUCUGAGAAGAUCCGGGAUAAGUACUUCGAGCAUGCAGCUGCUGCUGGAGAGAUCAUCAGCGUCUUCCAACCAAGCCAUGAAGAGACACAGCACACAGAGAAGCAAACACACAACCAGAAAGCAUGGGCAGAGGUGUACCUCUUGAGCUUUAGUGAUGUCUUGAUAACAAGUUCCUGGUCUACAUUCGGGUACAUGGCUCAAGGUCUUGGUGGCUUGAAGCCAUAUAUUUUGGCACUUCCCGAGAACAGGAAUGCACCAAACCCUCCAUGUCGUCGAGCCAUGUCAAUGGAGCCUUGCUUUCAUUCUCCUCCUACUUAUGAUUGUAAAGCAGGGAAGCAAGUUGACAAGGGGGCACUAGGCCCACAUGUAAGGCAUUGCGAAGAUGUGAGCAGAGGCCUUAAGCUGUUUGAUUAGGACGGAUGGCCGUCUUUAGCAUAUUUGCAUUCUUUUGUAUAUUGUCUGCAGAGAUUAUUACAAUGCCACGAUAAUGAAAAAGGAACUUUCAUAUAUGUUUACUGAUGUGAAAGAACAUAAUCUACCAGGCUCCACUUCCUAA